This is a messenger RNA of Periconia digitata, 800 nucleotides long. Lineage: Eukaryota; Fungi; Ascomycota; Dothideomycetes; Pleosporales; Periconiaceae. The record is from the annotation of a GenBank genome assembly.
AUUUCUGGGCGGCUUUUGUGCCCACAAAACAAAAUGCUGAAACUCUCCACCCUCUUUCUUUGCCUCUUCCAACAACUUCUGCGGCAUGACAUCUAGCUGCUCGCGCGGCACGCUGAUGGGCGGCAGCAUCUUCGUUGUGUUGCUCACACCCAUGGCAGUCGCGAGCAAGCUUGCCUCGCUAGUUGCGCGGAUCUUAUCGCUCGCCCGAGCACCGUAUGGUGUCACAAUGAUCUUGUAGUCAAUGUUUUCCAGUCCCGCUUCCUUGAAGAUAGGAAUCAACUUUUCGCGUAAGUCUACCCCUUGACCACCGCUGACGGUGGCAAAGAGCUCUUUGCAAGCCUUCUGGAAGAUUUUUCCCUGGGGUCCCGUAUUCCAAUCGCUCCACUCCAUCUCGACGAGCUGGAUCCAGCCGCCGGGCUUCACGAGUGCAAUGAGGUUUUCGACGGCGCUUUUAAGUGGGGUUACGCCAACACCUGGAAGAGCCAUCCUCGAGUGCACCAAGUCAAAACUCCCUUCCCACUCUGGUGGCCAAGCCUCUGUCAUCGACUGGUGUUGAUACUUGGUGUCGGUGGGCGGAGUGGCGGGAAACCACUGAUCCUCGAUAUCAGUGCCCACCCACUCGUUGUUCGCACUAGCUUGGGCGCGGGCAUCGCGGAUCCAUAUACCUGCGAAUAUCAAUUGCCUGAUCCAAGAUCUUGUAUCCACCUUUCGACAGAUCCAAGGGGACAUAGACCAACUGAGGGUUGGCGUCGUGAAUGCAUUGAUGUUGCAUGUCAAGACGCUCUACUUCUGUUUGUUCU